GGUUGGGGUGGGUGAUGGGUCAGGUGGACGCGUUCGGCGGUGGCCUGUCCUUCUCAGCCUGAGCUCGUUCCCCGAGCCUGGGCCCUCUGGGCUCUCGGAGUUGCCUCCAGGGCGCUUUCACGGUUCCCCACGCCCGCGGUCCCCGUCCUCGCCCCCUCCAAGCCCGGCGGGUCGCACGGCACGGGGCGGGGCCUGCAGCGGUGACGGACGCGAAGUGGAGUUCCAGGUUGGCCGACUCUGAGCUGUUCAGGCCUCAUGCUGUACUUCAGAUUCCCUUCCAUCUCCACCGCCAGGACUGAGGGCUCUGCUUGCUCUUGCUACCUCCGGUUCCACCUGAGCUGAGGCUUUACAUCCAUCCCGGCAGCUUGGAGUUUCCGUCUGAAGAUUGUGGUCACCUGGCCUGAGGAACCCCAGCCUCGUCAUGGACCCAGAGUGCUCCCGGCUCCUCCCUGCUCUCUGUGCCGUCCUGGCAGACCCCAGGCAGCCUGUGGCAGACGACACUUGUUUGGAGAAGCUGCUGGACUGGUUUACAACAGUAACCGAAGCAGGGUCCAGCCUCCUGUUACUACAGGAGAAUCCCUGCCUGGUAGAGCUGCUGUUCCGCGUGCUGAAAUCCCAGGACCUAAGUUCCAGAAUCCUCUCCUUCUCACUCCGCCUCGCAGGGAUAUUUGCAGCCCAGGAAAACUGCUUCCAGUAUCUUCAGCAGGGGGAGCUGCUGCCCAUGCUCUUUGGGGAGGUGGGCCCCCUUGGAGGAGCAGCCUGGACGGCCCCCGCUGUGCGCAGCGGCUGGAUCCAGGGCCUGCGCACCCUGGCACAGCACCCUAGUGCCCUGCGCUUCCUUGCCGCCUGUGGUGCCGUUGACACCAUCUUCUCCCUGCAGGGAGAUUCCAGCCUGUUUGUGGCCUCGGCAGCCGGGCAGCUCCUGGUGCACAUCCUGGACUUGGCGAUGCGAGGCCCAGCCGAGGGCCGCUGCAGUCCGCAGGCUUGUGACUGGCCAGCAUGUGCCCAGAAGAUUGUGUGUCACAUCGAAGACUCCCUGUGCUCCAUAGCCACCCCGCAGGUCACACAGGCCCUGAAUGUCCUGACCACCACGUUCGGGCACUGCCAUGGCCUUUGGACGCAAGGCCUUUGGGUGCGGCUGAGCCCCCUCGUGGCCCGCCUGCUCGAGAAAGACCCUGUCCCAGCCUCACACUCGCUCGUGGAUCUUCUCCUCAGCGUGGCCCGUUCUUCUGUGCCGAGUUCUGACUGUGGCCUGUGGGAGACUUUGGCCCGGACUCUGAGCCGCUUGAGCCCCACACAGGCAGGGCCUCUGGCUUUGGGGAUCCUGAAACUGCAGGACUGUCCACAGGCGCUGAGGACCCAGGCCUUUGGCAUCCUCCUCCAGCCCCUGGCCUGUGUCCUGGAAGCUGCUGCUCAGGCCCCUGGACCUCCAGGCUUGCUGGGUGGGGCCGCAGGCGACCCGAUGACGGUGGACACGCUCCUCUGCUCCAAGUCGGCCUGCGUGGGUCUCCUGUGCUGUGCUCUCGCCCACCUGGGGCUGCUGCAUCCGCUGCCCCAGCGCCCCUCGCCCUGGCCGCAGGCGCACCUGCUUGGGGCUGCGGUGACAAUACUGCGGCUCUGCAGUGGCUCAGCGGCUCCCACCUCCGAUGUGGGCGGCCGCCUCUGUGCGAUCCUGGUGGGCUGUGGCCGGGUCCAGCGAGCUGCCCUGGAUUUCCUGGGGGCGCUGUCUCAGGGGACCGGCCCUCAAGAGUCGGUGACGCAGGUGUUCUCCGUUCUCCUGGAGUACCUCACGAGCCCUGAGUCCAGCUCCAUGGUUCUGAAGAAGGCCUUCCAGGCCACACUCAGGUGGCUCCUGAGCUCACCCAAGACCCCCGGCUGCUGCGACCUGGACCCCCGCACCCAGCUGUUCCUGAGGGAGCUGCUUCCUGUGCUACAGAAGCGCCUGUGCAGCCCCUGCUGGGAGGUGAGGGACUCGGGCCUCGAGUUCCUGACCCAAAUGACCAGACACUGGGGAGGGCAGGCCGGCUUCAGACAAGCGCUCCUUGCUUCAGAGGUGCCCGAGCUCACCAAGCAGCUUCUGCGAGACCCUGAGAGUUACGUCCGCGCGAGCGCAGUGACCGCCACAGGGCAGCUGUCCAGCUGGGGGCUGCUUGCCGCUCCUGCCAGCCCUGAGCGCCCAGGGGCUCAGCAGGAGAGCCUGCUCCUGGCGCUUCUGCACAUCCUCUCCGCGGACUCGGAGGGCUUCCCCCGGAGGGCCGUCAUGCAGGUCUUCACCGAGUGGCUGAGGGAUGGCCAUGCUGACGUAGCUGAAGACCCGGAGCGGUUUGUGGCCCGAGUGCUGCAGGCGGCGAGCAGGGACCCGGACUGGGAGGUGCGGGCCCAGGGCCUCGAGCUGGCGCUGGUGUUCCUGGGGCGGCUGCUGGGCCCGCGCGGCUCCCACUGUCCCUGCGCCGUGGCCCUGCCCGAGGCAGCCCCGCCUGGCGCGCUGGCCCAGGCCCUGCAGGUGCUCUGCCGUGUGCAGCUCUUUGAGUUUGCCUUCCGUGCCUUGUUUGACUGUGACCGACCUGUGGCCCAGAAGUCCUGUGAUCUUCUCCUAUUCCUGAGGGCCAAGGCUGCUCCCUGUGGCAGCCCACAGGAGGCGGGGGACAGUCCCAACGUGGCCUCUGUGGAGGCCACCCUGCAGAGAUGGCAGGCAGGUGAGCAGGGUCAGCCCCUGGGGUACCUGGAGCCUGGGGCCGUCAUGGCUGUGCUGAGGUCUAUAGACCUGGAGGGCCUUCGGGACACUCUGGCUGAGAGCAGUGACCACGUGGAGAAGAGCCCCCAGUCACUCCUGCAGGACAUGCUGGCUGCCGUGGGCGUCCUCGGGGAGAACGAGGCCGACUGCUACUGACCCGCCUCGUGGCGACCUCCCCAGGACCCUGCUGCUGCACCACGUCCCGUCCUCGGGCCCUGCCAUCCUGAGGGCUCUGGUCUGGCCUGGCUGCGCAAGGGACCCUCCAGGGAAGCCAGGACCGGGUGAGCCCAGCAAGCUCAAAGAGCCCCACAUUUUGAUGUAUUGCUGCAGAAGUGGCUUAUUUUCUACUCAAAAUAAAUGUGAUUUGACGGUG
Messenger RNA from Eubalaena glacialis (North Atlantic right whale), 3107 nucleotides. RefSeq names its product BRCA1 associated ATM activator 1 (gene BRAT1). The coding region runs from base 422 to 2890 and encodes 822 amino acids. Gene Ontology annotation, biological process: cell population proliferation; DNA damage response; positive regulation of protein phosphorylation. The record is from RefSeq and is a predicted model, not a curated record. Lineage: Eukaryota; Metazoa; Chordata; Mammalia; Artiodactyla; Balaenidae. The transcript is spliced from 15 exons. Gene Ontology annotation, cellular component: nucleus.